AUGAAUCGUUUCCAUCGCCUUUCUCCAAUCAGGCUCGGCGGAUCCCGAAGAAGCUACCACUUUCGACAGUCCAUAUUUGGCUUCUCUGACAAAUCUCCGGCUGGAAAAAAUAAUUUGAUCGGUAGGUUCUAAAAAAUGUGUCAUUAUGACACUUUUAAUUGACUUUUUUCUAGAGAUUGAUCAAACAAUUCAAAGUCCGAAAGAUUUGUGUGACCUCUAUCAGAAGUACGGUUACAGGGCAGCAAAUCUCGAUCCACUUGGGCUGUGGGACAACUCAGGGUAAGAAAAUCAAAUUCGGUAGUUGUUUUUUGUCAUGUCAAACAAUCUUCUUUUUGCGAUAUUUUUUCAGAAACAAGAAGUUGUUGAGAGAAUUUGCUGCGACUUUGGAUGCGCAAAAUAUUUCUCAUGGAGACUUCUCCGGUCGACUUGAUGAAUUCAUUAGUUAUCUGGAGACGACUUAUUGCAACGACCUGGCGAUAGAGUUCAAGCAUUUGAAUGUACGUUCACCCAAGAUUAGUAAGGUAGUUUUAGAGUGUAAAAGAACAAAAAUGGAUUGCGGAUGAGUUUGAAAAGAUAAAACGAACUGAAUUCAGUCGGGAUGAGAAGAAAAAGAUUGCCGAGUCCAUGCUGAAAGCGUUGGUAUGUGUUAUUUCUGUUGUUAUUGAAGUUUAGGUACCUAAUUCUAUGAUCAGUUGGCUUUCAGGCAUUCGAAAAAUUCUUGGAAGCUAAAAUACCAACUCUGAAGCGAUAUUCCGGAGAAGGAGCGGAAGCAGCGGUCGUCUUUCAUGAACGACUGUUAAAGGAUGGCCCCAAAUACAAUAUCAAAGAGCUGAUCUGGGGAGGAGCGCACAGAGGACGGAUGGCGUUGCAUACAGUCUUAUUUGGCUUGGAGCCAGAUACAGUUUUAAGAAAGGUAUUGCAAAUGUGCUUUACAAAUUGUAUUUUAGAUUCGCGGAUUACCUGAAUUCCCGGAUAACGUUGACGGAAGCGGCGAUGUUUUGUCGCAUUUGAGUAAGCGUUUUGAAGCAUUUGCAUUUGUUAUGUUUUAGAUUGCCAUUAUGAUGUGGAAACGGCGGAUGGUAAGAUCCAUGUUAGUACUGCCCCGAACCCUUCUCAUUUGGAAGUUGCGGGUCCAGUGGCCGUCGGAAAGAGUCGCGGACGAGCGUUGACACUUCAUGUUGGUGAUUAUGGAGAGACAACAGUCGGGGACGAGAUUCUUUGCGUUCAUUAUCAUGGAGAUGGAGCAUUCAGCGGACAAGGCGUUGUGUGGGAGACCUUAUCAAUGGCGCAGGUACCUCAUUUCCGAAUUGGCGGUUCUAUUCAUUUGGUAGCGAAUAAUCAAGUCGCAUUCACUGCCGAAAAGGACAUCGGAAGGUCUAGUUUGCACUGCACUGACUAUGCUAAGGCUCUCGAUUGUCCAGUUAUUCAUGUCAAUGCCUGUUCUUCUGAGGAUGCUUCGAGAGCAGCUGAACUCGCACUGAAAUAUAGACAGGUACGUUCAUUUUUAUUUUUUAUUGCUUCUUUAGGAAUUCAGGAAGGACGUUUUUGUGAAUCUCCACUGUUUCCGACGACACGGUCACAAUGAAAUUGACAAUCCAAGGUUUACAAACCCAUUGUUGUAUAAAAAAGUGGAUGCAAUGGAAGAUAUUCCCGAUGUUUAUGCGAGCAAACUGGUUGAGGAUGGCGUGGUUGACGCUGGAUUUGGGGAGAAAGUCAAAAGGGAUUACCAGAGCUAUCUAAAUGACUCGUUGACUCGGGUGGAUUCGGGAAGGUCAGAACCAAAGUAAGCGUUUCGUUUUUUUGAAUUCAUACCUUUGAAGUAAGUAAUAAAAAGAGUUUUACAGAGCUGAUCAUCUCCAAGGGUAUUGGGCUGGAUACCAACAAGCCCCAAAAGCAGUUACCGUAUACUCGACAGGGCUGAAUACAGAUCUCCUGAGGUAUGUCGGAGCAAGGUCGGUCAAUGUUCCCGAUGGAUUUGUAAGUGCAAUAAAUAAAUUGAAGAGUUCUUUUGAUCUUUUAGAAGGUACAUCCUCACAUCUUAAAGACUCAUAUUAAUGCGAGAUUGCAACGAUUGGAGAAAAGCGAACACAUUGAUUGGGCCACUGCGGAAGCGUUUGCUUUUGGAUCCUUGCUGUUACAGGUGGGGGUGUGUUACUAUUAUGUCAUCGAUUUAGGGUUAUGAUGUUCGUAUCAGCGGGCAGGAUGUCGGAAGAGCAACUUUCUCGCAUCGCCAUGGAGUUCUGGUUGAUCAAGAGACGGAUGAAAUAUACAUUCCGUUGAACAAUAUCACUGACGGACAAAAGAGUUUCUUCGAAGCCGCGAACUCGCCAUUAAGUGAAGAAGCCAUCCUUGGGUUCGAAUACGGGUUCUCAAUUGAAAAUCCGAGGAGAUUAGUCAUAUGGGAAGCUCAGUUUGGGGAUUUUUACAAUACUGCUCAAGUCCAAAUCGACACUCUCAUCGCUUCGGGUGAAAGUGAGUACUUGUGACACUGUAAUGUACUGGAAUAGUUUGUUAUCAUAAUGUAGUCACAACUGUCAAGAUGUUUUUAUAAUAAUUUCUACUUCCAGGCAAGUGGUUGAUCCAGUCCGGUCUAGUUUUGGUUCUCCCCCAUGGAAUUGAUGGCGCCGGUCCCGAUCAUAGUUCAUCCCAUAUGGAGAGAUUCUUGCAGUUGACGGAUAGCAGAGAGGACCAGAGACCCGUUGAUGGAGACAACGUGAAUAUGCACGUUGUCAAUCCAACCACCAGCGCUCAAUACUUCCAUUUAUUGAGAAGACAGGUACAGUAAUCUAACAUUUUUCGUUUAUAUUGUCAUGAUUUUAGUGCCUCACUCCAUUCCGGAAGCCUCUUAUUAUAAUAUCCCCAAAGGUCCUUCUUCGUCAUCCAAUGGCCGCUUCACCUUUGUCUGAUUUCGAGGAGGGAACCUUCUUCAAACCUGUUCUGGAUGAUGUGGAUUCGAAACCGGAGAAGGUGAAGAAGGUAAAGGGAAUUUGUUUUAGAUAUAUUACUUUGAUUAACAUAGGAGUAGGAUUUAUCUGAUAUAAUUUCAGGUUGUAUUUGUUACCGGUAAACACGCCGUAUUGUUGAUGACCGAGAGAACAAAGAGGGGUUUAGAAGAUACAGCGAUUGUAAGACUGGAGAGACUCUGUCCAUUCCCAGUAAGCGAGGUUAGAGAAGUCCUCAAGAAGUAUUCAAAUGCCUCCAGUAAGUCCACCGUUUUCUUGGGUCUCCCUUUUAUGUACGAUCCAUUGUUCAUCUGUGAAUACUUUAGAUUUCAUCUGGUCCCAAGAGGAACCCAAAAAUGCUGGCGCCUGGUCUUUCAUUCGUCCUAGAUUCGAAAACGCUCUUGGACUUCAGGUAAGAAAUCAGGGAUUACUUUAUGUAAUUUCUUAUAGUUAAAAUAUGUUGGACGUCCAGAAUUGGCAUGGAUGGCGACAAGCAUCGGACAGCACCAUCAAAAAGAGGCUGAUAAAGUCCUCCAAGACACAUUCCAGACAUCUUAA
Molecule: messenger RNA, 3500 nt
Organism: Bursaphelenchus xylophilus (pine wood nematode)
Lineage: Eukaryota; Metazoa; Nematoda; Chromadorea; Rhabditida; Aphelenchoididae
Source: the annotation of a GenBank genome assembly